AUGAUUUCGCAAUUUACGAUUCUUGUUUUAUUGUUUUGUUUGCAAUUAGAAAUAAGAAGCCUUGUGAUACCGGCAAAUGAUAAAAAUGCCCCCGACAUAGAGGACAUAAUAUUGCCGAACAAGAGGGAAUCACUAACUGACUGUUUCUAUCGGUACUUUAAGUACGGUAAAAAUUCUAUCAUAAGACCCGCUUAUGGUCAACCAGCUUACCUGCGAGAGUUUGCACACGUGGCGGCGAUCGGCUGGACGCAACCGGAUAGCAGCAUUAAGUGGAACUGUGGUGGAUCUUUAAUAUGGGAAAACUACAUUCUAACGGCAGCACACUGUGCGGAGGAUGAUGACACCAAUAAGCCGGAUGUGGCACGAUUUGCUGAUUUGGAUCUUUUCAACGACACAGACGAUCAGUAUGCUCAGCAGAUAAAGAUCGUUGAGGUCAUAAGACAUCCGGAGCACACGUUUAGGGCGCGUUACCAUGACAUUGCUCUCAUGCGUCUGGAGCAUAAGGUUAAAGUACAUGAUACUGUCGCACCUGCCUGUCUGUGGAUCGAUGAUGAGAUCCGCUUCAAAACAUUCGAAGCCACUGGCUGGGGUGCCACAGGUUUCGGUGAAGAAAAGACACCGAUUCUACUGAAAGUGUCUCUGGCUCCGGUUGGCAAUGAGCGAUGCAUCCCACAUUAUUUGAAUCUGCGAGGAUUACGGAACGGUUUGCAUGCGAAUCAAAUGUGUGCUGGUGAUGUUCGUAUGGAUACAUGUCCGGGUGAUUCCGGAGGACCGUUGCAGGUUAAGUUGCUCCAUAACACUCACGUUACGCCAUUUCUUGUUGGUGUAACGUCGUUCGGGACUGCGUGCGGUUUAUCUGUGCCAGGAGUUUACACAAGAGUUGCUCCCUAUGUGCCGUGGAUUAGAACAGUGUUGAGUGAUCGCGGAGAAAAUGCGACAGAGUGGAAGUUUCAACCACAGGCGUGUGCUUUACGGUAUGCACAGUAUCGAGAAUACGAACCGAGAGUAUUGCUGUAUAAAGUGAACGGAGAAGAAUCGGUUGAUCUUUCCGAGGCGCAUUUGUUUGACACAGCUUCAAAACAGCUGGUAUCGAUUCAUUGGAAUGAAACAGACGACCGGAAGGAGUGCUUUGGAGUAAUAAUAGACGAGAGUACAGUGGUUACGCUUGCCCGAUGCACGAAGAAGAAUGGAACACCUCCAUCGUAUGUGAGAUAUAGCUAUAAUGAGAUUAACGUUGUGACACACUCCUAUAUGCAUCCCAACUGGACAGAAGGGUCGCUCUAUGGAGAUGUUGGACUACUCAGACUGGAAGAACCGCUGCAGUUUUCUUCGGAUUUCACACCAGCUUGCAUAUGGGAACGGGUUGACAUACCUGAUCCGGAAUUAGAGGUAUCUGGUCGCGGAUUGAAGGAGCUCAACACAAUCUACGUGGAUGAAGAUCCCUUGGAGGAUUCCGCCUCUCUAAAUCGUACUAUCGACGUGGUCGGUGUGGUGCAGUAUCACAACGGCACAAAUUGUUCCGUGUCGUCGGAUUUGUUGGCGGCCGAACAUCUUUGCUUUGGUGAUGAACAGUUCCUCGUUCCGGGUACGUGCCGACAAUCGCUAGGUGGCCCGAUACAGCGUGAAAUAAUGCGAUCAUCCCGCAGCUUAAUGUAUGUACUCGCUUUGAACCUUUUCGGUCGUGACUGUGGGUACGGUGAGUCGGCUGUUGGUGUGCAAUUGGCUUACCACAUGCCGUGGAUGGAAUCGAUCCUGCUACCAAGAACUGACGACCGGGAGGACAGUGAAGAGUCGUUAAUAUUUUUGAACCAUGAACUGGAAGAAGGUGACUCUUGUACGUUGGACAUUGGUACUAGGGAAGGUGUGUGCAUAAAUGCGACCAACUGUCCAUUUAUGCUGUAUCGCUUUCGUCAGAAGCAACCGGUUCGGUUUUGUCAGACGGGAUCAUUGUUGUGCUGUCCGCGUGAGUACAUUCGAAACGAAACUGAUGCGGAAUGGAGAGAGAUUGACGCUUGUGAGAAUAAACCGAUUGUUGAAGCUGAAGGUUCUUUUAGUCAACACUUGGUCACUAUUAUUCGCUUGGUAGGACAAGAGACGCCAGAUUGCAUCGCCACAAUGAUCUCUAGUAGAACCUUUUUGAUAGCAGCCAGUUGUCUGGUUGAUAAAAUCACCGAAUUAUAUGUACACUUGGAACUGCGACAUCUUCAAAUGGAGAUUAUAAUGGCAGUGGAAAAACUGUUAGUACAUCCCGAGUACAAUAGUACAACAAAGCAGCACAACAUUGCACUGGUAACCACUGUUAAUCGUACCGAAACUUACUUCGGACUGGUACCUGUGUGUCUCUGGCGUAACGCAACGCACACACCAUUUUAUCUGCAGCAAGUUGGGUUGGCAGAACAAGCCGAGCCCACAAUAUCGCCCGCCUUCACAAAGUUCAACACUGACUGUGAACGAACGUUUUCAAGGACUCUGGCGUCGCACGAACUGUGCUUGGAUGUGGAGUAUCCCGAGGAUAUGUUUGUGGUUGCCGAUGGAACACCUGCGUUCUGGCCCCAGCAGGGAUCUAUCAACUACCUCGUUGGUAUCGCUAGUCACAGCGCUCCGAACGAUAGCACUGUGUUCCUGCACACACGCAUAGCACCCUAUGUGAGCUGGAUAAAAAGUGUUUUGUGAGACUUAAUCGAUCUUGUUUGAGUACAUUACAUUCCGGGAGUGCUGUACAAUAAUGACAUUUUUUUUAAACAUUUUUGUUAUACAAAACGAGCUCCGUUGGACUUUCAAUAAUUAUUUGAAAGCAGUGCAAUGAUUCAUGAGGAGUGAAGAGUUCGAUCCUUAUGUAUAUAAACGGAUAUGGGAACACUAUGAAAAGAAAGAUUUGGAUCAAAGCAACCAGUUU
This is a messenger RNA of Anopheles moucheti, 2896 nucleotides long. RefSeq lists its product as uncharacterized. The record is from RefSeq and is a predicted model, not a curated record. The transcript has 12 exons. Gene Ontology annotation, biological process: proteolysis. NCBI's taxonomy places the organism in Eukaryota, Metazoa, Arthropoda, Insecta, Diptera, Culicidae. Bases 1 to 2673 code for a protein of 890 amino acids. Gene Ontology annotation, molecular function: serine-type endopeptidase activity.